This is a messenger RNA of Periophthalmus magnuspinnatus, 1534 nucleotides long. It is a transcript of the gene tmem47, whose product is annotated as transmembrane protein 47. Gene Ontology annotation, cellular component: cell-cell junction; membrane. NCBI's taxonomy places the organism in Eukaryota, Metazoa, Chordata, Actinopteri, Gobiiformes, Gobiidae. Bases 173 to 718 code for a protein of 181 amino acids. Gene Ontology annotation, biological process: cell-cell adhesion. The record is from RefSeq and is a predicted model, not a curated record. The transcript has 3 exons.
GCAGACAGAGGUGGAUGAACAGAGUGCCAGUGUCCGAAGAGAGUGGAGUGCGCGCGGAUCUGCAUCCUGCAUCCCCGACCGGGUACUCGCAGGGCCAUCCACCUGAUCUUCUUAUUAUAAAACUCUGAUGUUGUUUAAAUAAUCAAGUGGUUUUAAUGACUUUGCACCCGUGAUGUCUUCGUCUGUAAGUGGCACUGAGGAGGUGCGCGUGUCUUCGCUGACGCCCCUGAAGUUGGUAGGGCUGGUGUGCGUCUUCCUCGCGCUGUGCCUGGACGUUGGGGCUUUGCUAAGUCCCGCGUGGGUCACAGCAGAUGACCAGUACUACCUGUCCAUGUGGACAUCCUGCUGGAAGCCCGUCAGCUAUGUGGAGUGGUCCUGCAGCAGCACUCUGACUACGGACUGGCACAUUGCCACACUGGCCCUGCUGUUAGGAGGUGCAGCGCUCACCCUGUUCUCGCUCCUUGUCGCUCUGGUCUCUUUAUGCAUUGGGUCCCGGAGUCGCUGCUACAAACCCGUGGCCAUCAUGCUCUUCUCCGCAGUGGUGCUUCAGGUGUGCAGCUUGGUGCUCUUCCCAAUCAAAUUCAUUGAGACUGUCAGCUUAAGAGUUUACCAUGAGUUCAACUGGGGCUAUGGCCUAGCUUGGGGAUCCACCAUCUUCUCAUUUGGAGGUGCCAUUCUCUACUGCCUCAAUCCAAAGAAUUAUGAAGACUAUUAUUAAAGUCAACACAUAAAGGGAUGUUCCCAAAGCUUUCUGACGAAUGGACUGCUCCGUCAGAAGCGUAGCUUUGGUGAAGACAACUAAAGGACUACUUAUUACAUUAGGAACCAAAUUGUUACCUUUGAAAUAGAAUUUAAAACUGUUUUGGGUGUGUGAGCAUAAGAACGGUUGAUCCUUUGACACUGGUUAAAUAAAUGAAUCAGAACACAACAGAUAAUGACUUAGCAUUAAGUUAAUUAUUAAAACUUAGCUGCAAAUCCUGAAUUCUUCAUGGGGUUGACUACAUGUGAAUUUAAGUUAUACUUAAUAGCUGUGCAUAACCGCAAAUAUCAGAUCCUCCAAGUUUGUGUAAAAAAGUAGCAAAAUUUGGCAUUUCAGUAUUACUAAAUUAUUGAUACUAGAUUGUACUCUUGAUAAAAAAUGAAUAAACAUAGUAAAAACUGUAUUACUCAUUUCAAUAGUCCAAAGAAAAAAAAAAAAAAAAUCAUGUGCACGUCUGCAUGACAGCCCAUGUGCUCACAACUCUUCCCAUGUGAUGUGUCAGUUAACACAGCAGGAUUAAACAGUUGGGAUAGACUGUGACCUUGUUAGAUAAAGUUUAUAUUUACAGGCUUGUAGUUCUCAUUCAAGUGAAUGUAGUGUUCUCUGUUCUGUCAACCAGGUGUUGUAGUGAAAAUCCAUUUGACAUAAGACCUCUGUAUUUCAUAGGAGGUGCACUUACCAUGAUUGUUCAGGUAUUUUGUAUGCCUCCAAAUGUACGGUGGUUUGUAAACAAGCUACUGUUUGAUUAUUACAGGUUUAUUACUAAAAUAAAUA